Molecule: messenger RNA, 252 nt
Organism: Racocetra persica
Lineage: Eukaryota; Fungi; Glomeromycota; Glomeromycetes; Diversisporales; Gigasporaceae
Source: the annotation of a GenBank genome assembly
AUGCCAACAUUAACAAAAUUACCAUCUGUUGAAAUACAAACUGCUCAAAGGUUACCAAACAAUACCUUUCAACAACCUAUUGCACCCUUAUCAGAAAAUAAUUUAAAUAAUCUUGCAAAACAAUUAAAAACUAAAGACAAAAAUAGACAACACCUAUUAGUACAAAGUAUAGGAUUAAACGGAUCAAACUCUCAUAAAAAAUAUCGUAUGCAAACAGCCACAGAAGACAAUUACAAUUCAGACUCAUCAACU